This is a messenger RNA of Amborella trichopoda, 959 nucleotides long. Its product is annotated as RNA binding protein. Gene Ontology annotation, molecular function: RNA binding. The record is from RefSeq and is a predicted model, not a curated record. NCBI's taxonomy places the organism in Eukaryota, Viridiplantae, Streptophyta, Magnoliopsida, Amborellales, Amborellaceae. Gene Ontology annotation, cellular component: nucleus. Gene Ontology annotation, biological process: ribosome assembly.
UUUCACACGUACCAAACGUGCCCUAACCAUCGGCUCCAUGGUCACUUUCUACCUAAAACCCUAGCCACUCCAUUUGGAAAGCCCAUCUCUUCUCUCUGCCCUUUACUCGGGCCCCCUUUUUCUCUCUUCUUCUUCUCCCUCUCUCUGCAACGCCAUGAGGCCACUGGACGAGAAAGAAACCACAACUGUCUUUGAAAAGCUCUUCAAAUUCACAGGGAACAACUUGAAGCACAUAGUCGAGCGUCCCUCCUCAGAAGGCCCUGAACAAGACCCAGGUCGCUAUUGCUUCAGAUUGCAAAAGAAUAGGGUUUUCUAUGUGAGUGAAUCUCUGGUAAAAAGAGCCACAAAUAUCAAUAGGGAGAAGCUCAUCUCUCUUGGUACCUGUAUUGGUAAGUUCACAAAGGGUGGUAGCUUUCAUUUGACAGUUCAAUGCCUUGAUUUGUUGGCUGCUCAUGCUAGGCACAAGAUAUGGUUGAAACCCACUUCUGAGAUGUCUUUUUUAUAUGGAAACCAUGUCUUAAAAAGUGGGUUAGGGAGAAUUACAGAGAACAUUAAUGCGAAUGAUGGGGUUGUUAUUUAUUCGAUGUCAGAUUUGCCUUUGGGUUUUGGGAUCGCUGCCAAAUCGACACAGGAUUGUAGGAAGCUUGAUCCUAAUGGAAUUGUUGUUCUUCAUCAGGCUGAUAUCGGUGAGUAUUUGAGAAUGGAGGAUGAUCUUUGAGGGGAUGUGGUGUUUGUAGCGUUUUUGAACUGGUUAUUAUGAGGCUUCUUGUUUCCCUUUUUCCCUUCUUGUUUUUGGGAUUGAUGGGGCGAAUUAUUAGAAAGUUUUGAGCUAAGGCUGGGUUUGCAAAUUUUGGCUGUCCCCAUUAUCUUUUCUUUUUUUUUGGGGAUGUAUUAGCGAGAAUUAUAAGUUUCAGCUACUUCUCGAAUUUGAAUUUUAUAUGAUAUUAGCUUUGUAAAGU